UCUUGAUAGAGUAUGAACUCUACAUCAAAUGAACUCACCAGAAGGAUGGCAAUAUACGAGCAAUCCCACCAGAUAUGCGGGUGGGGAGACGCAUUCAACCGCGAAUCGUCCUCAAUCGUAGAGAUGGAUGUUGGGGUAGAGAACAAGGCCGGAUAUAUAUCUUGUGAUCAAGUUGAACCUUCAAGAAGUGAUCAAGAAACAAACAGGCCCAAUGAUAAGACACAGAGACGUCUGGCACAAAACCGAGAAGCUGCUCGUAAAAGUCGUAUUCGGAAAAAGACCUAUGUUCAAGAAUUAGAAUCAAGUCGUUUGAAACUAGCUCAAUUGGAGCAAGAGCUUGAAAGAGCUAGGCAGAAGGGUAUAUACAUAAGCAGUGCACCAGAUUCUUGUUAUUUCGGGCUAUCGGGAACCACAAACCCAGGGAUUAGUGCAUUUGAGAUGGAAUAUGGACACUGGGUUGAAGUGCAAGAUAAACAGGUUUGUGAACUUCGAAAUGCACUUCAGGCACAGAUUACUGAUAUAGAGCUACAGAUACUGGUACAAAGUGGCUUGAAUCACUACUGCAAUCUUUUCCGAAUGAAAGCCGAGGCUGCAAAGGUCGAUGUCUUUUAUUUGAGCUCAGGCCUUUGGAGAACUUCGGCUGAGCGGUUUUUCCAUUGGAUAGGAGGAUUGAGGCCAUCAGAGCUUUUAAAUGCUGUCAUGUCGCAUAUCGAGCCCUUGACCGAUCAACAACAGUUGGAAGUUUGUCACCUCAGACAAUCUUCUCAGCAAGCUGAAGAUGCUCUUUCACAAGGAAUGGACAAACUUCAGCACAAUUUGGCCCAAAACGUGGCAUCUGAUUUCAGCUGGGGAAACUACAGAGCUCAGAUGGCUGUUGCAACAGAUGUAUUAGAAGCACUUGAGGGCUUUGUAAACCAGGCGGACCACCUUCGGGAACAGACGUUGCUACAGAUGGUUCGAGUGCUCACUACCCACCAAGCAGCUCGAGCAUUGCUUGCCUUAGGGGAAUACUUUCAUCGUCUACGUGCUCUCAGUUCACUCUGGGCUGCCCGUCCACGUUAACCACCAAUAGAUACAUAUAUAGGCGGUAGAAUCACCACUAGUUUGUUCCUCAACUAGUAACCAAAUAGACAUUAUCCUAUAUGACUUCAGUCUGCUAUAAUAUUAUAAUAUAUAUAAUGUUUUGAUUCUUGAGCAUAAAACAUGUAAAUA
Hibiscus syriacus is the source of this 1212-nucleotide messenger RNA. Its product is annotated as transcription factor TGA3-like. Lineage: Eukaryota; Viridiplantae; Streptophyta; Magnoliopsida; Malvales; Malvaceae. The transcript has 8 exons. Bases 13 to 1062 code for a protein of 349 amino acids. Gene Ontology annotation, biological process: regulation of DNA-templated transcription; DNA-templated transcription. The record is from RefSeq and is a predicted model, not a curated record. Gene Ontology annotation, molecular function: sequence-specific DNA binding; DNA-binding transcription factor activity.